Messenger RNA from Schistosoma haematobium, 5159 nucleotides. RefSeq lists its product as uncharacterized. Lineage: Eukaryota; Metazoa; Platyhelminthes; Trematoda; Strigeidida; Schistosomatidae. The record is from RefSeq and is a predicted model, not a curated record. Gene Ontology annotation, molecular function: phosphate transmembrane transporter activity. Bases 132 to 1895 code for a protein of 587 amino acids. Gene Ontology annotation, biological process: phosphate ion transmembrane transport. The transcript is spliced from 12 exons. Gene Ontology annotation, cellular component: membrane.
CAAAGCUUUAGUUUUACUAUCAACUCUUGGCGCGUUGAUUGUUUGCCACGUUAUUUUUCGCUUGCUUCGUUUUUUUUACUUGAGCGUGUGAUAUUAAGAUCUUAUCUUGCAGUCUUUGGUUCUUAUGAACCAUGUUGAUCCCUGAAGACCAAAUAUGGAUGGUCGUCGUUGGUUUCAUAAUAGCUUUUAUUCUUGCUUUUGGAAUUGGUGCAAAUGAUGUGGCAAAUUCAUUCGGGACUAGUGUUGGGGCCAAAGUAUUAACACUGAAACAAGCUUGUAUUCUUGCUACAAUCUGUGAAUUAAGCGGUUCUGUUCUUUUAGGUGCUAAAGUUUCCAAUACCAUACGGAAAGGUAUUGUUAGUGUCGAACUUUUUCAAACCAUCGACAACGGGCAUGUACUCUUAAUGGCCGGACAGGUUGCUGCUCUGGGUGGUUCUUGUAUUUGGCUUUUGGUUGCUACAUUCUUCCGUCUUCCAGUCUCUGGCACACAUAGUAUUGUAGGUGCAACGAUGGGUUUUAGUCUUGUUGUUUUUGGACUCAAUGCUAUUCAAUGGAAAGGACUACUCAAAAUUGUUGGAUCAUGGUUUCUCUCACCUCUUCUAAGCGGUUUGGCAUCUAUCGGAGUAUUUUUCCUGAUGCGUUUUAUGGUGCUGAGAAAAGAAGAUCCUCUUGAACCUGCACUUAAACUUAUUCCAGGUUUUUUCGGCACAGUGGUUCUGGUCAAUAGUUUUUCAAUAUUUUACGAAGGACCUUCAUUGCUGAAAUUCGAUAGGAUACCUCUUUAUGGAAUAUUUAUAAUUAGCUGUGGUUUAGGUAUUAUCACUGUUCUACUUGUGAAGUUUGUUUGGGUACCUUUGGUUCGUCGACAUAUUUUAACUGGAGAAUCGAGUAGACAUAUUUUAAAAGGCUAUUGUUCCCGUAAGAGCAAAAAGAAAUUGUCUGUCGCUGUAGACGAUAAAUAUCAAUCUGUUGAGGAUAAUAAAUCUUCCAAACUUUCAAGCAGUAAUCAUGAAUCGAUUGAUAUGGAUACGUAUGUACCUCGUGCAGAGGGAGAGGCUGUGGUUGGAUUUCGAAACAAUGUUGCCAAAGGAAAUACAGAUGACAAAGACAAACUUGGACGAUUUACUAAUGAAAAUAAUGGUGUAUUGCAGGGAUUAGAAAAUCAAAAUAAAGUUUCAAGUCAUUUCGAAGUGAAACCAAGUAAUCCAGAUGAAACAGUUUAUAAAAGAAAUCAGUUAAAUAAGGUUUUGGAUUAUUCACCAAAUGAUCAAAAUGCCAUCACGGAUGGUAGUCAUAAUUUAACUAAUGGUAAAAUGAAUGUAUCAUUUCCUCCUAACCUGUCUACAAUUGGUGAAGAACCAGAUCCUAUCGAUUCAGUUAAAGAUCGUCCUGCUGAAGCUCAAGUUUUCUCUUCUUUACAAAUUUUAACAGCUGUUUUUGGAUCAUUUGCUCAUGGUGGUAAUGAUGUAAGUAAUGCUAUCGGGCCGUUGAUUGGUUUAUGGCUUAUUGCCACAACACAAUCAGUUGAUUCAUCGAAAACUACAGAUGUUUGGAUUUUGGUUUAUGGUGGUGUUGGUAUAUCAGUUGGUCUUUGGAUAUGGGGUAGACGAGUUAUUCAAACAUUAGGUGAAGAUCUGACGAAAAUAUCACCUUCCAGUGGUGUUUGUAUUGAAAUUGGUUCAGCCCUAACUGUAUUAAUUGCUAGUAAAAUUGGUCUGCCAAUAUCAACUACACAUUGUAAAGUUGGUUCAGUCGUAUUUGUUGGACGUGCACGUUCUAGAGACAAUGUUAAUUGGGGUAUAUUUCGUAAUAUUCUAGUUGCAUGGUUGGUAACCUUACCCGCUGCUGGUGCUAUCUCUGCUUUACUCAUGUAUAUAUUUACAUUUGUAGUAUGAAUUUAGUUUAUUAUAUUAUUAUUAUUAUUAUUAUUAUUAUUAAAUAUUUUAUGAUUAAAAAGUCUGUUUUUAUAAGUAAAAAGAACGAACAGAAUAAACUAAAUCUCACAAAUCAUUGAUGUAACUUCUUGUUUGUAUCCUCAUUCAUUUUGAGCGAACUGAUUGAUUUUUUUCUGCUCACUUCUUCAUUUACUUACUAGAUUUCUAUUGUUUUUGUUCUUUUUUCGUUCAACACAUCCGCUUGUAAACACAUAUGCACAUACACAGAAUAGAAAAACAUUUACUUUUCUCCCUCGUUAUCAUUACUAUUAUUAUGAACUGAUCUCGUAUUAAUUAGAUAAAUGUUCUUAUUAGUGCAAGUGGUGAUGGUUUAUUUAGUUGAUGUUCUGUUUAAAAAUAAAAGUUCCCUUAAUCUCUCACCAUUUUUAUUACGUUCAACGUCUGUUGAAAUAGUUACCCUGUUCACCAGUUAACACUGUACACAGUUUACUCACAUACAUACACAUAAACAGAGACAAGGAAUAGUAAAAAGGAAACAGAUUUGUAGCAACAUCCUUUUGAAUUGUAACAUAAAACAUUAUUAUUUCCUUGUAAUUUUGUUUUUAUCAACUAAUAUUAGUGAAAAAAAGUUUUGUUUUUCUAGUUACUACUUCCUUGAUAAGUUGUUUGUUUAAUGAGCAGUUAUUAUUAAUUAUUAAUUUAUGAUGUGAUUCAAUUAAUUAAUUAAGAGAACCUUUGAAAAAUGUUUGUUCGGUUGUUUUUUUUCCCAUGUUUCUUUAUUAAUCAUAUAAACUAUAGGAUAGAUAAAUUGAACUAAUGAUAUCACUUUUUGUAAGAAAUAAAUCUUGGAUUUGUUUCGAUCAAUGAUGAAACGACGUGAAUACAUAGUAAAAUGGUAUUAUAUUCGCUUUGAACACCAUUAUUUACAGUGGUGUUAUUUUCUCUGAGCUAGAUGGUUUGUUGUAGGGUCUUUUUAUUGUCGUCGUUGACUGCAUCAUGUAGAAUAUUCUGAUGGAGAUUUUCAAACAAUGAUAAAUGCUUUGCAAUUAAAUCAUCCAUUUGAUGAAAGUACAUAACACUACCAAAUGGAUUGCUAGGAGCUGCAAACGUUCUCCAUUAUUUCGAUAUUACUUAUCUUUGAAUAGUGGAUAGAUAAUGGAUGUUAUCAUAUUGUAUCUUAGAUCUUAUUUCAAUAUACUGAGUUAUCUCAAAAUGUAUCUUUACAUAUAGACUUUUUAGUGGGUAAAAAUGUACUAGUUAGAUGAUAUUGUAUUUUAUCCAGUGAGUGAAUAUAAUUGUAGUGAGUAAAAUAGGUAUAUUGAAAUGAAAAUGGUUGUCAACGAUAUGUGUAAAGUGAAUAAUACAUAUAAAUGUAUCAAUAGUAGUUGUAUAUAUCUUUUAUGAUGGGAAGAGUGCUGAUAAUUUCAAUACUGUAAAUAAAUCAUGAUACUGAGGAAGGAAGGUGAUUUACUGUGUUUGUUUUAUGUCGGUUUCGAAGUAUCUGGACUAUACAGUUUACUAAGAUUCCCUGCAAAAAACCACUAAGUUCACCGUAUUGUACGCGAUUAACGAGGACGUGAAAUGGAUCCGAAGUUUUGGUCGUCAGUCUAGUGCAAGCUUUUUCAAAGAAGAUAAUCAAAUAUAAAUACAUAGUUCACAGGUCGAUUGUAUGCUAAACAAAUUGUCCAAUCACGUGAACAAUGCAUUAAGUGAGAUUUGUUGUGGUGCGUACGAGUCACUUGGUAUGAAAAGUAUGGAAAAUUGUGAUAAGACAGCAUGUGUAUGUGUGUUUAUGUAGAUUUGAUGUGAUAAAAAUUUACCGACCUCAUAUCCCUCUGGUUAUGAUUGUUGGUGCAAUUCAGUGAUUUGAUAGAUGUCAUAAAUUCAACAUGUCGCAGCAUACAUAAAAUGAGGACGACUAGAGAGAUAAAUGUAAAUUUGUGUUGUUGUGUUAAACAAGCGGAUCGUUCAUCGUAUAUUUGACAAAUUAACUGAUUAGAACAAAUGGAAAAUAGUAGUUAUUGUCCACAUAAUGAAAGAAGUGAAAUAAAGUACAAAUUGAUCUAUUAAUUACUAGUUGCCAUCGGGAAACUAAUUGUAUUCUAUCUCUUCUACGUAUAUUGUUUGAUUUUGUCUAUAUAUGUAGGGCUUCAGCUUUUAAUAGUCUUGUGCGAAACAAAACCUUUAGAAGGAUUCUUGUGCCACUGAAGUCAGUUGUACGUCUCGAUUCUAUUGAAUAUAACCCUUUUGCCGACUUGUUUCCUAGUUUCUUGAGGCCUUCUGAGCUUUAGGCAGAGUUUGUGUCUCCUCACCCGUGCACUGAGCUAUCGUGAUGUCUCGUUUACUUAUACAUCGUCAUAGUCUUUACAUUUGGUCACAUAGACUCGAUUUUGCUAUUUCUUUCAUAUUGUAUGCUAGAGCCUUACUAGUUUAGCAUUAAGAGUAUUGUUCGUUCAACAACAAAAACACGUAUUGUAGUGCUUUAGGGUCACUCCGAUUUCUGACGAUUAACUAUGUUGAUCCAUUCUCUUAGCUUUUCUUUUCGCUUAUCUUUCUGACCCUAGUCAUUCCUUUUAAAAUGUCCUUAGGUUGGUUAUUCAUCAAAGUAGACAUAAGCAAAUCCAAACCAGCUUCUUAAUCAAUUGGUUCUGAGACGAGUUUCUGAACUCUGUUAUCGGAUUCGUAGCGACUCUCACCUUUGUAAAAGGAACAUGUGAUGACUUGUAAUCUAGAUAUGUUUCGGAAUAUGUUUGAUUUUGGAAUAUAACAAUGUUUAAACAACCAUCACUCUUCCUCACAAGCAAACAGUCAAGAAAUGGCAGUUUGCGAUCAGUGGAUCCGAUUUCUGUGGUGUACUUGGUGUUAUCAGAUAUACUGCUGACGUUUUUAGAAAAUUCGUCUCAAUCUCAUUCGUAAUGAUAAAUCGGUUAUCUAUAUAUCUCAACGAGAUUGUAGGUGAUUGGGGACAAUUUGAGAUUUCUCUCGUUUCCAAUCAAUGAACAAACAGGUUAGCCAUAUUUGCGGCUAUCGGUGAUCUCGCAACCAACAGUCGACCUUAUUAAUUGAAGCCACAUCUUAGUUUGACUGCCUCUAGCUAGUAAAAUUAUUUAGUAAGUCGUAUCUGGCAAAGCAGAGCAUAUAAGUUUCACGAGAUUUUUCUCGACACAUAAAUUAGGGUCAUCGACAUUGAAUCGGAUAGGGAAAAGACCAAGUAUACUAUUUACCGCUCCAAAUAAUUUGGUUUUAUCUAUCGCAUAACCACUG